AUGUCUGAUGUUGAUGAAGACGUUGGGCAUACUGUAGUGCACUUCUUAUACACAGGCGGCUACGAGACAGUCAGUUCGCCUCUUGACGAAGGCACAUUAGAUCUCGCCAGAGAGUACAAGAGGAGCGUUUUAGUCUACCAGGCGUCAAGGACUUGGGGCCUUACUGAUCUUGAAAUCCUUGCUCAGCAAAAGAUGCAGCAAUUAGAUAAGGAGCUUCCUGUUCUUGAAUUACUGCGGGUAAUGAGGGAUAUUUUUUCAAGUCUUCCUGUAGGUGAAACUUGGGUUCCAGGUUACAUUCAAGCGAACCUGCAGCGCUCACUAAAGCCUAAUGAUCCGGGGCUUGGUUUACGCGAGUUCUACGAUAUUAUCGGCCAAGACCAUCAGUUUGAUAAUGCGGUGAUGAAAAUGAUCAUCGAGAUAUUAUCUAUUCGCAUUUUUUCUAUGAAAGAUCAGCAGGUGAAGACACCGAACGGCAUCAUCUCAAAUAGAACCCCUCUUCAAGGGCCUGUUUCCGAAGGGCCUGAGUCUUUUGUCGAAGAGCCCGAACCUGCCCCUGAAGAGCCUGGGCCUUUUUUCGAAGAACCCGGGCCUACCCCUGAAGACCCUAAGCCUGCACCAGAAGAGACUGACUGUUUCCCCGAAGAACCUGAGCCUUUUUCCGAAGAAGCUGGGCCUGCCCCUGAAGAGCCUAUGCCUGCCCCUGAAGAGCCUAUGCCUGCCCCUGAAGAGCCUAUGCCUGCCCCUGAAGAGCCUAUGCCUGCCCCUGAAGAGCCUAAGUCUGUACCAGAAGAGACUGAGUGUUUCCCCGAAGAACCUGAGCCUUUUUCCGAAGAACCCGGGCCUGCCCCUGAAGAGCCUAAGCCUGCCCCAAAGAAGACUGAGUGUUUCCCCGAAGAGCCUGAGAAAAUUCCCGGGGAGCUCCCUGCUGAAGCGGGUAGCGGACUUUGGACCAUCCCUCGAGCAUCUGCUAAGAUUGGCGACUGGCCGCGCGCUUCGUUGUUGCCCGAAGAUACGCCAAAUGCCGAAAUACAAGAAGCUUCUGGCCAGGGCCACAUAGCGAGGAUUUCAUGCUCAGACUUGACUCUGUAUGAAAAUUAG
Molecule: messenger RNA, 1098 nt
Organism: Penicillium waksmanii
Lineage: Eukaryota; Fungi; Ascomycota; Eurotiomycetes; Eurotiales; Aspergillaceae
Exons: 2
Coding region: 1-1098 (365 amino acids)
Source: RefSeq, a predicted model, not a curated record